Molecule: messenger RNA, 1740 nt
Organism: Radiomyces spectabilis
Lineage: Eukaryota; Fungi; Mucoromycota; Mucoromycetes; Mucorales; Radiomycetaceae
Product: major facilitator superfamily domain-containing protein
Exons: 9
Coding region: 1-1740 (579 amino acids)
Biological process (GO): transmembrane transport; basic amino acid transport
Cellular component (GO): fungal-type vacuole membrane
Molecular function (GO): basic amino acid transmembrane transporter activity
Source: RefSeq, a predicted model, not a curated record
AUGACUACGCAGCGAGAGGAGAGUCGACCUCUUCUCGGGGAAGAACGUCCCAACUAUCAUUCUUCUAGUCGCAGCAGUACCAGCAGCCUGAGUGACGGCCAUGUGACAAUUCUCACUUCCAACUCACCGUCCAUUCUCAGCAAAGAUAACGAUCCGAUCAACCCGUCUUCCUCCACAGGAACAUAUAAUAUCGCUGAAGAGGACUUGGUCAGCUCCAGACUGAAUGGUGCAUCACUCUACACCGUGUUAUUGGGUCUUUGGAUCGGUGUUUCGUUAUCUUCGCUCGAUUCUUCCAUUGUUGCCACCAUUUAUGCUCAGAUUGGCACUGAAUUUAAAAAGUCAAAUGAGAUUAUUUGGAUUGCUACAUCUUACAUGCUGAGUUAUACCGCUUUGCAGCCAUUGUAUGGCCGCAUCUCGGACGUUUUUGGUCGCAAAACCGCUUUGAUGUUUGCUACUUCAGUGUUUUUCAUUGGAUCCGGGCUUUGCGGAGCUGCGAACGGUCUUUGGAGUCUCGUUUUCGCACGUGCCGUUGCUGGUAUCGGUGGUGGAGGUAUUAACACGAUGACAACGGUAAUUACCAGUGACCUUGUUCCUUUGCGCUACCGAGGUACUUACCAGGGUUACGGAAACAUUGCAUACGCUGUCGGUUCUGUGGUCGGUGCACCGUUGGGCGGAUUUAUUACUGACACCAUUGGAUGGCGUUAUUGCUUCUACAUCAACUUGCCUUUCCUUCUCGUGACCAUUUAUGUGGCUUCCUGCUUGCUGACCAACUAUAAUCUCGCGGAACAACCCCCGACCACGCUUUGGGAAAGAUUGAAAAAGAUUGAUUAUCUUGGCGCUAUUACUAUUGUUCUGUCUGUAAUUGCUUUCUUAUUGGCAACGUCUCUCGGUGGUAAUUUGCGAUCAUGGACAGAUCCUCUUGUCGUCGGCUGCUUGGUGGCUUCUGUAGUGUUGGCCGUGCUGUUCUGUAUCAUUGAAGCCAAGGUGGCACUGUAUCCGCUUAUGCCCUGGGAAAUCAUUUCUAGCCGCACCCCUUUGGCCUGUUCCAUGACAAACCUCUGCACCAUCAUGAGUUCGACUUCUCUUAUCUACGUUACCCCAUUAUAUUUCCAGGGAUUGAUGGGCUACUCACCUACUCAAGCUGGUUUGUUCUUUUUACCUAAAAUUGCCCUUGGUUCCACUGGAUCUGUACUGUGCGGUAUGUGGAUGUCACGUACCGGCGAGUACCGCAGUAUUACAAUUGUGGCGGCUGUGAUGUCUUUUGUAUCCAUGAUCGGUUUUACCUGCUGGACAACGACCACCCCGCUUUGGUUUUUGCUCAUUUGUCUGCUCAUGGAUGGGUUCUCAAUGGGUGUCCUUAUCACUACCACCCUUAUUGCCAUGCUAUCCUGCGUUGGUCAAGGCGAAAUGGCUACUGUCACGUCGAUGUCUUAUCUCUUCCGUUCGGUGGGCGGUGUUAUUGGUAUCUCCGCCACUUCGGCUAUUUUCCAGGCCAUUGUGAAGAGCGAAUUGAGCGAAAAGAUUACAGGUCCCAAUGCUGACAAGUAUAUCGAGAUUGCCCGUCAAUCCAUGACCGAAAUCCGACAGCUGCUUCCUAAGGACAUCUUGCAGAUUGUCCUUGAGACUUAUCAAACCGCCCUUCGAUACACUUUUCUUGCAUGUGUUAUCAUUGCCGCAUUCAACGUUAUCUCGACUCUUUUCAUUCAACGAUUUGAGUUACAUACCAAAGUUAGAAAAUAA